UGGCUUUCUUUCUGGAGGGGGCUGCUUAGAGGUUUUGGGUUCAGUACCUUCAAGGAUGCUCUUUUGAACCCAAUUGUAUUUCCCUAUCUCUAGGUUUCAGCCCCAGCACAGAAACAGGAAAUGCAUUUGGAGGAGACAACAGCUCUGGGUGCAACAAAGGAAUCUCCUCCUACAUCGCCCCUCAGUGGGGGCUCAGCCCCUGGAGUCGACCUGGAGCCUCCUUAUGACCCAGGGACGCACCACCUCCCCAAUGGGGACUUCGCUCAAUGUACUUCUCCAGUUCCUACCCUUCCUCAAGUGGGGAACUCAGGAGACCAAGCAGGGGCAACUGUACUUCGGAUGGUCAGGCCCCAGGAUGCUGUGGCGUAUGAGGACCUAUCUGUAGACUAUACUCAGAAGAAAUGGAAAGGUCUCCCACUCAGUCAGAGAGCCCUGCAGUGGAACAUGAUGCCGGAAAAUGACCGUAGCAUGGCCUCCUUGGCAGGUGAGAACAUGAUGAAGGGUUCAGAGUUGACUCCAAAGCAGGAAAUUUUUAAAGGAUCAGAGUCAUCUAACAGGACAUCAGGGGGACUCUUUGGGGUGGUUCCUGGGGCAGCAAAGACUGGAGAUGUUUGUGAAGAUACUUUCAAGGAGUUAGAAGGACAAACCUCAGAUGAAGAAAGGAGCAGACUAGAAAAUGAUUUCUUGGAAAUAACAGAUGAAGAUAAGAAAAAAUCCACAAAAGACAGAUACGACAAAUAUAAGGAAGUUGGGGAACAUCCACAUCUGUCUUCCAGUCCUGUUGAACAUGAAGGAGUUUUAAAGGGACAGAAAUCCUAUCGAUGUGAUGAAUGUGGCAAAGCUUUCAAUCGGAGUUCUCACCUUAUUGGCCAUCAGAGAAUCCACACUGGAGAGAAACCCUAUGAGUGUAAUGAGUGUGGGAAGACCUUCAGGCAAACCUCCCAGCUCAUUGUUCAUCUCAGAACCCACACAGGGGAAAAGCCCUAUGAAUGCAGUGAGUGUGGAAAGGCCUAUAGGCACAGCUCCCAUCUCAUUCAACACCAGAGACUCCAUAAUGGGGAGAAACCCUAUAAAUGUAAUGAAUGUGCAAAAGCCUUUACUCAGAGUUCCCGACUCAUUGACCACCAGAGAACCCAUACUGGGGAGAAACCUUAUGAAUGCAAUGAGUGUGGAGAGGCAUUCAUUCGAAGCAAAAGUCUUGCUCGACAUCAGGUCCUGCACACUGGUAAGAAACCUUACAAAUGUAACGAGUGUGGGAGAGCAUUCUGUUCCAAUAGAAAUCUCAUUGACCAUCAGAGAAUCCACACUGGGGAGAAGGCUUAUGAGUGUAGUGAAUGUGGCAAAGCCUUCAGUCGGAGUAAAUGUCUUAUUCGACAUCAGAGCCUCCACACUGGGGAAAAGCCAUACAAAUGUAGUGAAUGUGGGAAAGCCUUCAAUCAGAACUCUCAACUCAUUGAGCAUGAGCGAAUUCAUACUGGAGAAAAGCCUUUUGAAUGUAGCGAGUGUGGUAAGGCAUUUGGUCUGAGUAAAUGUCUUAUUCGGCACCAGAGACUUCACACAGGUGAAAAGCCCUAUAAAUGCAAUGAGUGUGGAAAAUCCUUCAAUCAAAACUCACACCUUAUUAUACACCAGAGAAUUCACACUGGUGAGAAACCCUAUGAAUGUAAUGAGUGUGGGAAAGUAUUCAGUUAUAGCUCCAGCCUUAUGGUACAUCAGAGGACCCAUACUGGGGAAAAACCCUAUAAAUGCAAUGAUUGUGGGAAAGCUUUUAGUGACAGCUCACAGCUUAUUGUACACCAGAGAGUCCACACCGGAGAGAAACCUUAUGAAUGUAGUGAAUGUGGGAAAGCCUUUAGUCAGCGUUCCACUUUUAAUCACCACCAGCGAACUCACACUGGAGAGAAGUCCUGAGGUCUGGCUUGGUCAGUUUCUUAAGGUAUGGUUCUCUGAGACAGAGAGCAAGGACCUUUGAGUUAAGCUGUCUUUAUAAGCAGGAUGCUCGUAGUGAUUUCCCGGAGCCAGUAGUCACAGUGGACCAUUCCCUACUUGCUUUUCCUUGGAUCACUAAGAGGGGACAGUAGGAGUAACUUAUUCUAGUUCUUACCCAUUAUUAGGAAGGUAAGGACUGCACAUGUCAUUUAAUUGUAGGUUUCCUUUUUUUUCGUUACUUUUAAAUUUUAACUUUUAAAAUCUAUUUCAUUUCUUAGUUAUGCAUCUCAUAAUCAGACUCCAUGCUUUUCAAAGACAGAGAUAAUAUCUUCUCUAUUCUAUUCUACUUCCUCCAUUUCACCAUUUAUACAAAGUCAUUCAACAAGGCUGAUUCAUGCCUUCCUGCCUCUUGGCUAUGGCCCUCCCUAUCUACUCUUUAAACUUUACUCUAUAGCCUUUCAUCAGUUUUGUUCCCUAUCUCGAAAACAUUUUCUUCUGUUUGCUAAUCUUUGUCCCUCACAAUUUUUGAAAUCCAUCUCAUCACUGAAAUACUUUCUUCUUUAAGUACUUUUUUAUUUUUCUUCAGCUUCUCUUGAUUUGACCUCAUUGCUUUGAAUUCACUGGUGCUACAAUAUGUAACUGUUGUUAAAUUGCCUUGUAAAUUUUGCGUGUCUGUAUACUUUUAUACCAACUUAUUGUAGGCUCUUUGAGGUCAGGUAUGUAUUUCUUUCCCAUAUAGAUAGUAUUUUGUGCAUACCAGUUGUUAAAUAAAUAAUUUUUAAAAUCUCAA
This is a messenger RNA of Nomascus leucogenys (northern white-cheeked gibbon), 2719 nucleotides long. RefSeq names its product zinc finger with KRAB and SCAN domains 7 (gene ZKSCAN7). NCBI's taxonomy places the organism in Eukaryota, Metazoa, Chordata, Mammalia, Primates, Hylobatidae. Gene Ontology annotation, biological process: negative regulation of transcription by RNA polymerase II. Gene Ontology annotation, molecular function: DNA-binding transcription repressor activity, RNA polymerase II-specific. The record is from RefSeq and is a predicted model, not a curated record.